Molecule: messenger RNA, 1746 nt
Organism: Blepharisma stoltei
Lineage: Eukaryota; Ciliophora; Heterotrichea; Heterotrichida; Blepharismidae
Source: the annotation of a GenBank genome assembly
AUGAUGAGCAAUUUCACCUAUUUUUUACUGGUGUUUUCAGUAACUGUGCUGUACUCUAUCACAUUUGGCCUCUGUGCAAUUCGAACGAACAAGCUUAAAAGAUUCUCCGAGGACUGAAAGCAAACAAAAGUAUUUUAUAUCACGAUUAUGGCUCAAGCAUUUAUGCGAUUCGUCACAUAUGCUCUGCUAACUUGGACAUUGCCAAGAAGUGAGACCAAGAACGAGUCUUUGUUUUUACUAGUUUCAGUCCCUGAUUGUUUAUUUAUUGUAUCCUAUGUACUUUUAGCCCAUCAGAUGGUAAGUGUUUUUUACUACACUCAUAUGGAAAACGACAUUCAACUGUCACUUAUCAUUCAUUUUACUAGGCCUAAACACAAAUCAGUUAGCAAGUUCAUUGCCUAUACCAUUUCUGCAUGGCUUUCAGUAGAAGUCCUGUUUUUUACACUAUAUUUUUCAGAUGUCCUAAGGCAGGUUGAUAUCGAGCUUGAGCUUGCACUGGUAAACAUAUUAAGUGCAACGAUUUUAAUGCUCAUUUUGCUGUAUCUUUAUAUUAAUUAUUCAGGAACGCCUUUUAAGUCUGACGCUUCUAAAGACAAACUCCAAAGAAUUACACUGGUGACUUUAUUGUGAACUUUAGGUCGCUACAUAAAUGGUGUUUUGGUGCUUAUAGAUAUAAAUUCUGCUGGAUUUGUGACCGAAAUUUAUGAUGAGAGGUCAACAUAUGUCACAGCUUGUUUGGCAGUGGCAGAUUUAGUUAUAAGCGAAGUGUGCUGCUUUUUAACAGUUAUCGAGUAUAGGUUUAUGGAGAUCUUUUCCUAUGCAGGAGAAGAUGAUCGAAAUAGGAUAUCAGCUGAGGUGUUUACACAUCCUGCUAAAGCAAUCUCACUGAGUGAUGAUACUGCGACUUUAUCGGAGUCUUUAAUAAACCCAAACCCUUUUAUUGAUGCCUCUGAAAUCACUGUAUCUACAAAAAUUGGAGCAAGGCAAAAUGGUUUAGGAGAGUUGUAUAAGUGUUUAUAUAAAGGAAAAGAGCUUCUCUAUAGAAAAAUCAGUUUUCCAAGGAUGAGCGGGUAUGUUUUAGAAGAGUUCAAUUCAGAAAUUAUCAAUUUAAAAUCCAUUGAUUCUGGGUAUAUGGUACCAUUUCAUGGAGCUAGUUUUAAUCUUCCAUCAAUCGGAAUAAUAACAGCUUAUAUGCCAAACGGCUCACUGUAUUUCAAUUUGCAUGAAAUUAAAACAAGAUUCACUAUCCAAGAAAAAGGGAAAAUUAUUAUGGAAUUGGCGCAGGGGCUUAGGGAACUACACUCUUUGGGCAGAGUCCAUGGGCAUUUGUCUUCACAUAACUUAGUUUUAGACUCCCAACAAAAAGUAAAGAUAAGUGACCUUGGGCUGGAAAAAAUAAAAAAAUAUGCUGGAGUAGUUAUAAGCUACCAAAAUAAAAAUGCCUGAAGCAGUCCUGAGCUGCUGAGAGAAGCUUCUAGGACUUGUGUCAGAGCAAAGCCAACUGACGAUAUCUAUUCGUUUGGGGUUAUUGUAUGAGAGAUAAUCACCGAAGAAAUUCCAUAUGAAGGUCUUAACUAUUCAAAAAUGCAGCAAAGUGUAGGCCACGAAGGAGCCACUCCUAUUAUAGGCUCCUCAUUCCCAUCAGAUCUCUCCAAACUUGUGAAAUCCUGCUGGUCCGUCGAAACUGAAAAAAGGCCAAACUUCAAAACUAUCUGUUCCACCCUGUCUUCAAUAAAAUGGAAAUAA